Messenger RNA from Trypanosoma brucei brucei TREU927, 984 nucleotides. RefSeq lists its product as hypothetical. The record is from RefSeq and is a predicted model, not a curated record. Bases 1 to 984 code for a protein of 327 amino acids. The transcript has a single exon. NCBI's taxonomy places the organism in Eukaryota, Euglenozoa, Kinetoplastea, Trypanosomatida, Trypanosomatidae.
AUGCCGAUUUCCAUUCUUUACGUGAUGCUAGCGCUGCUGGUGUUUGUGAACAUAUGCGUAUUGAUUGCGCUGGUAGUUGUGCUCGUGCGUCGCUCAGCGCAUCGAAUGCAGAUUAGGGAAAGAGUGGCCAACGGUUUAGAUGGCACAGCGGGCCAAACUGCAGUUGUGACGCUUGCACAACACUAUCCUCCUUUAAUUGUUGGUGAUUACCGACAUCAAGGUGAGGCGGUCAUAUUCAAUGGCGGUAGUGGUGUUGGCGGCAUUACGGACGGCAAUGCAAUCCCUAAUGCCGCUGAUGAACGUAUGGCGCGACAGCAAAUACACCCUCUCACGACAGAUGAUGUAAGCCUUCUUCACCAACUUGCUGUUGAGGGAAUGGUUGUUUCACCUACUAACCAAAUGACAAACAGCGCAUUAACAGAAACCAGGCAUUUCCCGUCAUGGGGGUUGAGCAACCGUAUUGCUGUACCGCUUCCCGCCCUGUUAUUAGCAGCAGAUGAACCAGAUGCCAUACCUUUUUUAGAAGGUGAGCAACAGUGGGAUGAGGAAGAAAGUAGCAGUCCUGCUGGAUGGACAACCGGUACAGACCCACAGCACGCCGGCGGCGCGCUCUCCAGUUGUUUUCCAUCAACUGUGAGAGGCGGUUCACGCGAUGAGAGUCACAUAGUUUAUGGCAGAUCCUGUUAUUUCGUUGGCCCUCAUUGGGAUGGGCCGCGUGGGGAGGUGCCUUUGGAAUGUGUAUUGAGAGACGGUUGUGCUGGAUCCAGUAGCGAAAGCAGCAGUGACAUAAGUAGUGUGGCCACGGAGCCCGCUCGUUGUAUAGUUGCUAACAGGUGUGCCCCUCCAACGAUGUUGUCUUCUUUUCCACUUUCACUCUAUCCCUUCUCUUUUUCCUUUCCUUCCCAUAUGCACCUUUCCGUAUCUUCAUCCAAUUCCCUCUUUGCAUCAGAUGAGGAAGAAGGAGAAGAAUACGCGGCGGGGUAA